AUGGUAUGUGUGUCCAGCUUCGUCUUGUUGGAAAUUUCCUGUAUGCUGACCUUGUUUGGUUUCUCCUGGCUACACCUGGCGGAAGGUAGCAGGGACAAGAUUGACUGUUCUCCUAAGAUGGGUCACCCUUGUACAGUAUACACAUAUCAUGACUGUGCAGCCAGAGCGUUCGAGUCGCGCCAUAAAGAUCUUUUUACUGGUCUGGGACGUGCGGUACCUCUGAAACUUAGUGUACACCAGUCAAGUAUCGGAAGUGGUGACAACAAAACUGACCGCCCAGGAAUAACUGUGUUCUGGUGGCCACUAUCCCACAGUACAGAUGCAUUGAAGGGUUAUGAGAUUUCGAUGCAAGGAAUUAAGGGCGUUGCUAAAGGGACUCGGAAGUGUUUUGUCAUCGAUACGAGAAAAUCGAACGGGACAACAGAUACUGAGGUAAUUUACAACUUCACAAUAACACCUGUCCUGGCAAACUCCGUAUACCAUUUCCGGAUCCUGUCACUCCCGCACAUGCGCAGUAGGGGUUCCUCAAAUACUGCCACCGUAGAGACACGACCUGAUUCUAGUCGAAUCGUACCGUCCGAAUGGACAACACGAGUGGAUUGUGAGUCGCGGUAUGUCCACAAGCUGACCAAGGUAUAUGUGGAAUAUGACUUACCCCCAAGGUCAUUCAAAUUCCCAGGGGUCACUGUGGAGCUCGUUCUAAACGAUAACAUCAUUUCAAAGCAACUGUCGACAAAGCCUUUCCAUUUAUUUGAGACCACGAAACAUGGGAAUUAUCAAGUUUGGGUGACACCAGAAGAUCCCUUCAUCUACUCACCGCGAGCUUGUCUUUGUAGAAACAUUGAUGAUAUUUGUGCAGGAUCUUGUUUGACGUCAUUUGGUAUUUGUGACGUCAUACCUAACAACGAUUCAGGAAUGAAAACAGUCCAAGGACGGAAGGAUAACAAACAGCACAGUAACAACAACGCUGAACACAUGUGUACUUUUGUAAAGUCGGAUAUUGCUGAGGAGACAGGCACGAACGCAUUGUUCUCUCCUGCGAGUGUGAAAUACACGGACAUCGCCGACAAACCAGUUCAUGGCCAUAUGUCGGACAGAAAAGACCAGUAUUUACAUACUAGGCUGAUGAACGAUUCGCUUAGCAACCGCGCAUGCUCAGAACUGAUAAGCCUGGGUGGUCAAAGUGUUUAA
Ylistrum balloti is the source of this 1191-nucleotide messenger RNA. RefSeq lists its product as uncharacterized. The transcript has 9 exons. The coding region runs from base 1 to 1191 and encodes 396 amino acids. NCBI's taxonomy places the organism in Eukaryota, Metazoa, Mollusca, Bivalvia, Pectinida, Pectinidae. The record is from RefSeq and is a predicted model, not a curated record.